CAGUGGGAUUGAACCCGGAACCAUGUGGUUGGAACCCUCCAUCCGUAUGAUAAAUAACCAACCCAUGAAAUCAGCCCUUGAGUUUGAUCUGCCCAUAAAGAAAGGCUAUAAAGCAAAGGACCUGAUUGAUGGAAUCUGCAAAGAAUUUGGAUUAAAUGACAAUUCAGUAAAACUUUGGGAGUUCAUCAAUCCAGACAUUGGAACCAGAACAUGGAAAGGCUGCAAAGAUGUUGUUCCUGUUGCUAUGGAUCAAAAGUUUAUCAUCAAUGAAGACAAAUUUGAAGUGUUGAUGGAAAACGGAAGCAACCUUCCAAAACUUGUCAAGGAACUAAUAUAUACUGUUAGUUAAAAAUUUUGAUUCUUCAUGAAUAUCAACCAAACAGAAAAUAUUGAUUGUUUGUGAAAUAAAAUUUGUUUCCUUUGAUUAUAAUAAAUAAAAAAAAUAUAUAUAUAUA
Octopus sinensis (East Asian common octopus) is the source of this 455-nucleotide messenger RNA. RefSeq lists its product as uncharacterized. Lineage: Eukaryota; Metazoa; Mollusca; Cephalopoda; Octopoda; Octopodidae. The record is from RefSeq and is a predicted model, not a curated record. The transcript is spliced from 3 exons. The coding region runs from base 23 to 349 and encodes 108 amino acids.